GCGAGGUACGGCAAAAAAGGCCGAUCGCUCUCCCUUCUUUCCCUUCCUUAUUUAUCCGAGUAGAGCGAGGGAGCGGGAGGGAGAGGUCGCGUUUUCGCUUAUUUAGUAACUUUCACGUGAAAGAGCGAGUGUGCGGAAAGAGGUGACGGAAGAAGACGGAGCGUGUGAAGCCAGCGAUCUUCUCUAGGGACGGAGACGGAGAAAACCGCCUUUGCUUUUAUCGGUUUUUUUAAUUUCUUGUUAUUCUUCUUCUUCCCGUGGUUCGGUUUCUGUUCUUGAGUCUGCGGAGGGAGGUCGACGAAUGGCGAUGGAUGACACGGAGAGCUGCAGCAGCAGGGCGGUGGAGUCGUCGCCGACUCACGGCCAGCCGCAGCACCGUCACAAGCUUGAGGUCUUCGCGGAGGUGCUCCGGCGGCUCAAGGAGUCGGGAAACGAGGAUGUUAAUCUCCCGGGAUUCGAGGACGAGCUUUGGAACCAUUUCAAUCGGCUUCCUCCGCGUUAUGCGCUGGAUGUCAAUGUGGAGAGGGCAGAAGAUGUUCUCAACCACAAGAGGUUGCUCCAUUUGGCAAAGGAUCCUGCCAAGAGGCCAGUAUUUGAUGUUCGCCUUGUUCAGGUUGUGACCCUCGGUGAUGGGAAGACCGGUUGUCUGCCACAAAGCUCUCCGGAGGAAGAGGACGGACAAGAUUCCUCUAGCUGCAUGAUUAGACACAGUAUACAUCCACCACCUGCCUUCGGCUCGUCACCAAACCUUGAGGCCCUUGCUCUCGAAGGCAAUGGAUGCAAGGAGGAUGAUGAUAGCACUGUGAAUGGAAAUUGCUUGCUUUUUAGGCCAAUGCAUGAGGUCACAUUUUCAACAGAUGACAAGCCAAAGCUGCUUAGUCAGUUAACUUCAUUGCUUGCUGAAAUUGGACUGAACAUACAAGAGGCGCAUGCUUUCUCUACCACAGAUGGUUACUCUCUUGAUGUCUUUGUUGUGGAUGGAUGGGAAUAUGAGGAAACUCAACGCUUGAGAGAGGCUAUAGGGAAAGAAAUUGCAAAGAUUGAGAAGCAAGCCUGGUCAAAGCCUCAAGGAUUGCCCAUAUUGACUGAACAAGCCGAUGAACUACCUGUAUUUGAUCAUGUAAAAAUACCAAAUGAUGGAACUGAUGUAUGGGAAAUCGAUUUGAGAUUGCUGAAAUUUGAGAAAAAAAUAGCAUCUGGAUCAUACGGUGAUCUUUACCGAGGAACCUACUGUAGCCAGGAUGUUGCUAUUAAGAUUCUCAAGCCCGAGCGUGUUGAUGUUGAUAUGCAACGUGAGUUUGCUCAGGAGGUUUUCAUUAUGAGAAAGGUGCGACACAAAAAUGUUGUACAGUUUAUUGGUGCUUGCACCAAGCCUCCAACCCUGUGCAUAGUGACAGAGUUUAUGUCUGGUGGGAGUGUCUAUGAUUUUCUGCAUAAGCAAAAGGGUGUUUUUAAAUUGCCUGCAUUGCUUAGAGUGGCAGUUGAUGUCUCUAAAGGAAUGAAUUAUUUACACCAGAAUAAUAUAAUCCAUAGAGAUCUCAAGGCUGCCAAUCUUCUGAUGGAUGAGAAUGAGGUUGUCAAGGUUGCAGAUUUUGGAGUUGCCAGAGUUCAAGCUCAAUCUGGAGUUAUGACUGCAGAGACUGGAACAUACCGGUGGAUGGCACCUGAGGUUAUAGAGCAUAAGCCUUAUGACCGCAAGGCAGAUGUCUUCAGUUUUGGGAUUGUACUGUGGGAGCUGAUGACAGGAAAGCUUCCAUAUGAUUAUUUGACUCCAUUGCAAGCUGCUGUAGGUGUAGUUCAGAAGGGACUAAGACCAACCAUUCCAAAGAACGUACAUCCAAAGCUUGCAGAACUGCUUGAGAAAUGCUGGCAGCAGGACCCAACAUUGAGGCCGGAUUUCUCUGAGAUCAUCGAGAACCUGCAGAAAAUAGCCAAAGAGGUUGGAUGUGAAGGUGAAGAUCGACGCAAAGAGAAGUCAACUGGCGGAGGGUUUCUAUCAGCUUUCAGGCGGACAGCUGCUAGUGGUCACUGACUGAUGAGCGAAGCAUGGCAUGUUAGAUGCCCUGCUUGUGUUUGCCUUAACCGUGGCCUUUAUCUGAAGUGUACAGUGCUUCCCAUUUCUGAUGAUUAGAAGUUUUCUUGGGGUUUCAUUCGUUGGUUAUGGCAUUUUGUUGCCCUUCGUGUAACAUAUCUAGGCUGGCAUUCUUACAGAGUUAGUGCAGUCGCUUGAUUGUUUCUGAACACUAUGAAAUAAUGCGUUUUGGAAAAUAUGAUCAGUUAACAUGUUCUUAUUC
This is a messenger RNA of Nymphaea colorata (pocket water lily), 2294 nucleotides long. RefSeq names its product serine/threonine-protein kinase STY46-like. The record is from RefSeq and is a predicted model, not a curated record. Bases 302 to 2032 code for a protein of 576 amino acids. Gene Ontology annotation, biological process: protein phosphorylation. Lineage: Eukaryota; Viridiplantae; Streptophyta; Magnoliopsida; Nymphaeales; Nymphaeaceae. The transcript has 16 exons. Gene Ontology annotation, molecular function: protein kinase activity; ATP binding.